This is a messenger RNA of Daphnia pulex (common water flea), 2646 nucleotides long. RefSeq names its product asparagine-rich zinc finger protein AZF1-like. Gene Ontology annotation, molecular function: RNA polymerase II cis-regulatory region sequence-specific DNA binding; DNA-binding transcription factor activity, RNA polymerase II-specific. NCBI's taxonomy places the organism in Eukaryota, Metazoa, Arthropoda, Branchiopoda, Diplostraca, Daphniidae. The record is from RefSeq and is a predicted model, not a curated record. Gene Ontology annotation, biological process: regulation of transcription by RNA polymerase II; central nervous system development. The coding region runs from base 860 to 2197 and encodes 445 amino acids. The transcript has 4 exons. Gene Ontology annotation, cellular component: nucleus.
ACCUAUGAUUGAAAUACAAGUCAUUAAUACAUGAAUCCAUUUUUAUGUGUAGAAGGUGUAUAUUUGCCUAUUGGUGAUUCCUAUCCCGUACGUGGCCUCCAUGCUUUCCUGGGGCCCUGUAACACAAAAUGAAAGGUAAAUUAAGCCACUCGGAACAAAUGCUUACAGAAAAGUUGCCAAGAACGACUCUAAGAACAAGUCCCACAGCACAAUGAAAAACUAUGGACAGCCACACGAUAGUGUGCGAGUCACAAUAAGAUCACAUGCUUUGAAGAAAACGUUGAACACGCGACGACAGGAGAAUAUGCGUAAAUAACGCAUAUGACUCAAAUGAAAACGAUAUAAAUAGCUAGUUAACUGCAUUAAAGAAAUAAUUUUACCUGUGACUUGACGCCCCGAUGAAUCUGGAUAUAAAUUUUGCUGUUAACAGCGAUUCUAACCGCACAAUCAUGAAAUGAAGGGGAAUUCUGACUACUGGAGUUGCCAGUAGAGGACUUCUACUACUGGAGCUUGCCUUCGUUAAAGGCUGUGGUGUUGCCGGACCACGUCUCUGCGACAAAUUAAAAAAAAUUUCAAUAUGCGUUGUCUAAAACCAAUUUAACCACUAAAUAUUAUUUUAGAAUUAUUCAAAUUGUCUUUUUUUUAUGUGUUGUAACUUUGCAAUUAUUUAAAGUGGAAAUUUGAGUCGGCAAUGACGCCAUGUUUUGAGCGCCAAAACGUUGGAAAAAAAGCGGGGGAAAGGGGGAACACGCUUCUGUUGUCAGUGGUAACUGUCGGUGUGGGAGAUUUUACGUCGUGAGACUUUAUCAAAAGAAAGUGAUUUUUUGGAAUAUUAGUGUUGUCAACUGUUACUAAGAAGAUGGAAGGAAUAAUGCUGCAUGCCUACGAAACCCCGAAAAGGUGUCGAAUGAAAGAAGAAGAUCAAUCUUUCAUUCUACUAGAUAACUCUGCUCUCACUGGUCAAAGCUGCGUCACUGAUAGUGACGAUUCGCUGACUACUAGAGCCAAUUACAACGAAAAUAGUCUGAAAAGAGGACGACCGAGAGCUGAAGUGAUCAAUAAUCUGAUUAUUGAAGGAUCUUCAUCUCACAGUUCAAUUCGUUGUGAUAUCUGCAAUCGUGUAUUUCCCCGAGAAAAAUCCCUCCAAGCCCACAAAAGAAUCCAUACAGGGGAAAAGCCCUACUGUUGUGAUUACCCUUCAUGUGGCAAAGCAUUCACUCAAAGUGGGCAGCUAAAAACACAUCAGAGACUACAUACAGGAGAGAAACCUUUUAUUUGUAGUGUUGCUGGGUGUAACAGCAGAUUCACUCAUGCCAAUCGACAUUGUCCAGAUCAUCCUUAUGCUGGACUACGAAGAAAUCAUGAGCUGGCCCUUCAUGCCUUGAAUAAUCAAACUGAAAACAACUCACCAGAAGUUCUCCUUUGGCUGGAAAAUUACAGGAAGAGGAAUGAUGAAAAAACACCAGGCAAGUUGUCUGAUACCAACGACGAUACCGAUUCUAGUAUUAGAAUUAAGAAAUGUCGAACAAAGAAAGCCUGCUGGUCAAGUGACUCGCAACAAGAAAACGAACAACAGAAUCAGGAUAAUAACAUCAACAGACAGCACCGUAGAAGCAAAGGCAGCAUCGCCAAAUCACUGCACUAUGGAAUGGAAUCAACUAGUGAUGAAACCCAUUCGAUUCCCCUCUAUCGGAAACUUUGCGAAGCUGUAGAGCCUUCUUCGUUUGGCUGUACUCCUCUUCAAUGGUCUCCGAGGUCGAACAACAACAAGAACAAGUCCAUCAUAACUAGUCCGACUAAAUCGACACCGCGCCGCGACAUAUCAUCCGGAUAUGAAUCUUUGCUUCAGGAGUGCCACCUCAACAGUACCUUGGAUUCCAGUCGCGAAAACGUCAUGAACGAAACGGCUAACGGUUCCAGCGGAUUUUUGGCGCUGCCUGACACACCUGUCCGUCCCGAAAAACCCAAGCGGCGUUGGCUGCGUGAAGCUCUUACGAGUAACAACGAACAGCUCAUUACCAACAUGAACCGACCCAGUGUCAUAAUAGCUUCACCCAGGGUAUUUCAACCCAAAAACACGUCCACACCAGAUAAACCCAAUAACAGCACCUUAAUGCGAGCACUCCAAAACGCCGAAAAACAAUGGACUGGCGCGAUUGCUUUGAUGCAGCUGGCCUCUUCAAGUUCGCAGUGCUGAAAAGAAAAUGAACAUAAUGAAUUCACCAAAGUUUUGUCUCUCUCAAUAACCUAUCCUUCCAAUUCUGUCAAUUUCUAAUCUGCUGUUCCAUUUCCUUGUAAUUGCUCAGUGAAAAACGGUAUUAUUUUCGCUUAUUAUGAUAUUUCUCCAUUUCCAUCACUACUUUAUUUUGAGAACUCUUUCUCGUACCUGAAAGAUGAAUCGACUGUUCUCUUCACUACUUAUUUAAUUUACUCUCUCCUUUCGAUCCAGUGUCUUGAUGAAGCUUUAACCAAUCGAUUCGUGCUUUUGGUGUUUACUCUUUUAAUCUUGCUGAUAGAGAAGACCAAUACUUAGAACCCAACUGUAGUUUUGAAACGAAACAAAAAUUCACUCCAUGUUCGUAAUUUUCUUAGUGCUGUGUGUUUAUGUAUCUCGGCCUUUUUAAUACAAAGCCAUUUUUUCCCACA